UGUGGUGUUGAUCAUCUGACUCCAGUUGCUCUGCAUGUGCCCGAGUGAGGGACACCAGCAUCCAGCACAGUAAGACGAGGAGCCCCAGCCACUACGUCUAUAAGAUGACUACAAUAACUUCUUCAAGAGGAAAUACAGAAGUCGUCAGUGCCAGAAGAACAGAAUUACAUGAUGUUUCAGAUAUUAUCUGUCUCUUCAGCCAUUUUACAGAAGCAGUUUUUGGAAGGAUUGAUGUCAUGUACCUUUUGGAAAAAUCAAAUCUUGCUUUGACACUCUGCAAUGAGAAGAAUGAGGUUAUAGCCCAUGCUGUCUUUCUGGACUAUCCAAAUUGGAAUAUCACUGAUCAGUCUGAUUGGGAAUCGUUCUUACAUGAAAACUACAUUAACAAUAAAUGCACUCCUUUGAACACAUUGUUCAUGCAUCUUUUUGUGGCAAAAGAAGAAUACGCAGCCGGAUGUUCCCAAGAAAUUGUUAGGAGAGCUUUUAUCACAGUACCAGAACUGCAGUUUAUACUUCUCUUCAUACCAGCUGAUGAGAACUUAGAGCCAGACAUGGGAAAUGUCUUUGAAAAGAUGAUGACUGUUCCAGGUUCAGCAGCGGAUACAAACUUUACCUUGCUUGUGUGCCCCAGACAUUGGUAUCACCCACAGCUGUAUGUUCGCAAAGCAAGGUUGGAAGAUUAUGAUGACCUCAUGCCCAUCUGGACACGUCAGAGUGAGACUCUGAAAGAAACCUAUAGUGAAUAUUUCCUUGCUGAUCUCAUAAAAUGUCAAGAUGAAGAAAAUCAGGCUGUUGUUUGUGAGGAUGGUGACACUGCAGUAGGAUUCAUGAGCUUAUGUUCUCAAGUAAAUGUUUCCUUGUUUCAAGAGUGUUUUGACUUAGGGCCUUUCCAUGGACUCUGUAAACCACAUCCUGAAGAUAUUCUCAAAAUGCCACAGAAGCCAAGCAUUCAAGAAGAUGAAGAUAAAAGCAACCAAACAGGUCAAGAAACAGAGUCUGUUUCAUCUCAAAACUUUGAACAUAUUCAUGAUCAGGAUGCAGCUGUGCAGAAAGAUGGAGCCAUUACCGUUUCCCAUACUGAACUGCUGUUAGAUGAUGUCAGAGUCAAAGAUUUCAAAGCCUCAGCAACACUUCUUGAGACUGAAGAAAAAGGUGCUUUUCAUCCAGUGUACAGAGGAGCUUCAAAUGCUUUCUGUAUCCGUCUGUUUUGUAUCGAUGAGAAGCAUGAAACUAGAUCGCUGGAUUUUUUGCAUUAUGUUUUCAAGCUUUUUCCAGACAAAGACUUCUGUGUCAUCCUCGUGCCACACCAUGUACCAGAGUUCCACCUGAUCCAGAGUUUUGUUCGGGUUGUCCCUUUCUGUACUUCCAAACUCGGUCAGGAGCUUUAUGUGUUCCACCGUGCGGGAUUGCUCAAGUCAUUUAAUGUAAGAAGGGCAACAACCAGUGACCUACUUGGUGUCAAAAUGCUCAUUAAAACCCUUAGCUUGAAUGAAAGUGUAUUGAAUGACUUAAAGAUAUUUACUCUGGCUCGCAGGCAUCCAGAUGGGAUCCCAGUACAGGCUUUCAUAGCAGAAGUUUUGGAUCAAAUAGUUGGCAUUUCUGUCAUUAGAGAUGAAAUGGAUAUUGAGUAUAUUCGAUCGCAUUACAACAUUGAAGAUUUUAUUCAGUUUAAUCACCAUGAGCAAGAGGAACAUGGACAUCUUUACCACUUUGUCUUAAAUCCUAUAUUUCGUCACUAUACAAAACACUUUUUAAAGGAGAUUCUUCGCUUGGCCCACAAAUCUUCUCUUUACUAUCCUAUUUAUCCACAGCAUGUGGAAGGCAAGUUUCAGAAUCCCUGUGCCCAUUCCCUGACAUCUGCCCUUCAUUACAUGGUUCCCGUGCGACCAAGACGACAGAUUAUCUAUCCUCUGGAAGAGCUUGGCAUAAACGCUCCAUCAGAGCAGGUCUCCAAGGAUCAGUUGAGUUAUUCUUUGAACCACAUAAAUCGAAAGCUGGUACUGGAAUCUAAAGCGUCUAUCAACACUAGAAUUGUGGUGGUUGGUGCAUCCGAUGUUGGAAUCUCUUUUCUGGAAACGCUCAUUUUUUGUCCGCAUCUGAAGUUCAACAAUCUGACCUUGAUUUCAAUUCAUGGCCUUCCAGGAAAAGACCUACCGGGCUCCAAACAUAGAAGAUUUUUAAUUAACAGCCACUGUUUUAAUGAUGAAGAUUAUGCACAGAUGUCGCUUUGUUCCUGGGUUAACGUUGUGGUUGGUAAAAUGACUGGCAUAAAUCGUGCUGCCAAAUAUGUGGUUGUUUCCAAGGUGAAAAAAGUACCAUAUGACUACCUUGUUCUCUGUACGGGACAGAAAUACCAGGUCCUGUCUCCCACUGGAGCAGAUAUCAGUAAACUCCCAACUAAUAGAGAAGUCAUAAGUAAGUGGCCACAGAGAUACACAGGGAAAGUCCCUUCCAAUCAUUUUACUCUCAAUGAUGACCAGGACUGCUUAAGGGCAGUGCACUGGCUGAAAGAAAACGUUGUCAACUCGGAAGGGAACGUCAUUGUCUAUGGGAAUACAAUUGACAUUUACACCACGGUAGAAACCCUCUUAUCUCUUGGAAUUAAUGGUUCUCGCAUACAUCUCGUACAGCCUCCACUCAGCUCAAACGUUACUUGCCUUAACAACAACGAAAUCGAAAGUGCUGUUCAGGAGGCACUGUCAAAGGCUGGCGUGUCUGUUUAUUAUGACAGUAUCCUGGCACAGUGGAACGAAGGCGACGACCCAGACCUUAUCACAUGUGCUGCUUUCACUACUAAUACAAAACCGUUUAAAUUGCAGUGUUCAGCAUUUUUUAGCUUUGCCUACAGGACGGUGGAUUAUGAAACCUUUAAGGCAAUUAAUGAUGCUUGCCUUGUUUUUGAUGGAAGACUUGUGAUCGAUACCAAAUUCCGUACUAAUGAUGUCAGUAUCAGGGCUGCAGGUCCUUUAACAAAGUACUCCAGGAGAUAUUAUGUAGAUGAAUGGACACACAGCAACUUCAAUUCAAAAGAGAUUGGCUUUGAGCUUGCUGCAUCUAUGCUGAAUCUCUUUGAUCCAACCCCUAAGCCCUUUUCUAAGCCACCAGAAGGCACAGAUAGACUCAUCCCCACGUACAAAGGGUGUAAAAUUAAAGGAGGUGUCCUUCCUGGAGGUUAUAAUUACUUGCAUAUUUCCAAACCAGAAAUGCCCAUCCGCUUGGACUUAGAGCUUGCGCUGUGUGAUCAUGGGAUGGAGAUUAUAACCGGAGAGGCAAGACAUGGGAAUUAUUUCAGGAUGCAUAUCAACAAAUAUAGCAUGGUAGAUAGCAUCACCUGCUUUUCAAAGGAACCCUUUCCUGUCUCCAACUACAUUUGCUUGUAUGGACAGCAUGAGCGUCUUCUUAAUGAUCUUUAUUAUCGCUGGAAUGAAGGGCAGAUUACAGAUCUUUACAGCUACUUCAGGGAACCUUGGUCCAUGGCCAUCUAUCACGAUCGGUUUAUUGAUCUCAAGAAGGAACUGCGCCAAAUCCUGAUGUCGGAACAGGUGCCCGGGCUGCCCCCUGCCGCCGCCGAGCCGCCCCCGGAGGACCCCGUGGAGCAGAGACCCUGCCCGCUGCCGCUGCGGGAGCCCGUCCUCCGCUACCUGCGCCGCCACCGUCCCAACUGCCCAUGUACGCUCCGGCCAGGACCGACGGCGCCGGACCCCCGCCGACGGCAGUACAGGCAGGGAGAGACUGAAAGCGGGCAGAGACGCGUGCUGCAGCUGCGGCAGGGUGGUGGCACGGCUGCGUCGACGUCGCUGGCGUGGGGAGAUGCGGCCCUGCACCAGCGGAGGGGAACCAGCACGGGGACGCUUUUCGGAAUACAUCCUCCCGUUACGGUAACAUGGACGUGAUUUUUAACAGCCAUCUGCCAGCUCCAGUUAAAUCACCUGUUACUUUUGGAAAAGAAUCACCAUUUUUAAAUAGUAAUAAAACCCCCUUGCAGCUUUGCAGGCGAGGGAGCGUAGAGCCCAGCCGGUUUCCCGCCUUGUCUCCUGCGCUCCGCGUGCUUUACCCGCAGCCUGAGGCCCACAGUAGCUUUAGAGAAACUUAAGUGUUUAAGCCUUUUCUCAGGUG
Molecule: messenger RNA, 4116 nt
Organism: Gymnogyps californianus (California condor)
Lineage: Eukaryota; Metazoa; Chordata; Aves; Accipitriformes; Cathartidae
Gene: CFAP61
Product: cilia and flagella associated protein 61
Exons: 27
Coding region: 105-3893 (1262 amino acids)
Source: RefSeq, a predicted model, not a curated record